Juglans regia (Persian walnut) is the source of this 741-nucleotide messenger RNA. RefSeq lists its product as uncharacterized. The transcript is spliced from 2 exons. Lineage: Eukaryota; Viridiplantae; Streptophyta; Magnoliopsida; Fagales; Juglandaceae. The record is from RefSeq and is a predicted model, not a curated record. The coding region runs from base 1 to 741 and encodes 246 amino acids.
AUGGAAAGUGAUUUGUCAAAGUUAUGCGAGGGACUAAAGCUGACGGAAGAAGAACAACAGGAGGUGGUGGUUAGUAGUGAAGAGGUGAUAAUCUCAGAGGCAAAGAAAGGGAAGGCUGUUUUCAAAGAAGUAGGGAGGAAUAAGUUCCUGGUGGAGUUGAAGGAGAAAGCCGAUAAGAAGAGAAUCAUGCAAGGAAGACCUUGGUCGUUUGACAAAAAUCUAAUUUGCCUGCAGGAUUGUGAAGGCCACGAGUCUUGGAAGGAAAUGCAAUUCCAGCAUGAACCUUUUUGGGUGCAAUGUCAUGACCUUCCUUUUGCUGGGAUGAAUGCUAACACUGGACUUAACCUGGGCAAGUCAAUGGAGGAGGUACUCAUGGUGGACACGGAUGAUAGUGGGGUAUGCUGGGGUAGUUUCCUAAGGUUAAGAGUAAUGAUAGACCUUACAAAACCUUUGGCGAGAGGGAGAUUUUUAACUCUCGGGAACGCAAAGUACUGGAUCCCUUUCAAGUACGAAAGGUUACCAAACUUCUGUUAUCAUUGUGGGAAGAUCAAGCAUGUCACUGGUAUGUGCGACCAACUUGAUAGAGGAAAAGCCAGCUUGGAAGGCUUCAACCAACAAUACGGUGCAUGGCUAAGAACCAGUCAAAAAUCAUUUUUUGCUGAGGGUUCUCAAUCCAGAAGGGAAACAGAUCAAGGAAGGAAGUCGGGUCAUGACCAGAGAAAGGGAGAUGGAGAGGUAUAG